CCAGCUCCAGCUCCAGCACGGUUCGAGGAGGGAGGGAGAGGAGAGGGAGGAGGGAGAGACACACUUGACGCAUCGGAGUGAGUGAGUGAGUGAGUGAGUGAGCACACGGACGCUUCACUUUCCCAAUAUGCAACCUGCGAGACGCCACGCCGUCAGCUACUUGCGCUACUGACACUGAGAGAGAGAAAGGGAGGCAGGGAUGGAGGCACAGUGGUAGGAGCGGCGCAGAACAGAACAGCACAGCACAGCACAGCUCGUGAAUGUAGCGCUGCACAAAAGAAAGAGCAGCAUCUUUUGCGCACAAGUCCGACGGAUAUUUUUUUUUAUUUUGGCCGGGAGCGUCGCCGCGACUCGACAGUGAUGUCUGUGUGCAGAAUUUUGUUUAGUGACAAAAUACGGAUUAAUCUGAGGCUGUGAGUUCCUCGGAGACAUUACUGCUGCGAGGACAGACUGGGAAACCAUAAAGGUGCGACUCUGAUUCCAUACAUUUGUGAUUGGAUGUGAGACUACUUUGACCCUACAAAAAUUGAAGAUGAUGUUGCUAUGGAAACUGCUGGUGCUGCAGUCACUUAUGGGGUGCCUUGCAGAGAGCAGUGUCCUGCAGAGUCCUGUCUUUACCAAGCAGCCCGGCAGCAUCGUGUAUCCUGUGGAGACUCUGGAGAGGAACAGGGAGGUGGUGUUUAGCUGUGAAGCCCAGGGAAGCCCACCCCCCAUCUACCGGUGGAAACUGAAUGGCACAGAAAUCAGUCCCAAAUCUGGAUCUCACUACAGCCUUUCUGGAGGCAACCUCAGAAUCAGCCAUCUGAACAAAGACCAAGAUGCUGGAACGUAUCAGUGCCUCGCCUCCAACUCUUUCGGGACCAUCGUCAGCCGAGAGGCCAGUCUAACCUUUGCGUACUUGGAGAACUUCAAGACUCACAGAAGAAGCUCGGUAUCAGUCCGUGAAGGUCAAGGAGUGGUUCUGCUGUGUGGCCCACCCCCGCAUUCUGGAGAUCUCGUAUUUUCCUGGAUCUUUAAUGAGUACCCAACAUUUGUGAAGCAGGACACUCGCCGCUUCAUCUCGCAGGAGACAGGGAAUCUGUACAUCGCCAUGGUGGAGCCCUCAGAUGUUGGCAAUUAUACCUGCGUGGUGACCAACACCGUCACCAAGACCCGGGUCCAGGGUCCACCCACUCCACUUGUCCUCCGCAGUGAUGGUGUGAUGGGUGAAUAUGAGCCAAAGAUUGAAGUUCAGUUUCCAGAGAUUGUUCAUGUUGCCAAAGGAUCCACUGUAAAGUUGGAAUGCUUCGCUCUGGGAAACCCGGUACCAUCCAUAAACUGGAGGAGAAUGGACAGCAUACCCUUCCCCAGGAAAGUGGACAUGAGGAAAGCCAGUGGCGUCUUGGAAAUCCCGUAUUUCCAGCAGGAGGACGCCGGCACGUACGAGUGUGUGGCCGAGAACUCCAGGGGAAUGAACACAGUGAAAGGAAAGCUCUCUUUCUACGCCCCUCCUCAUCUCAUUGAGAAACCCCAAGAUGUCCAGAAGCUCAUUGAUGAGUCGUUGGUGUGGGAGUGUAAAGCCACGGGGAAGCCGAAGCCGUCUUACAGGUGGAUGAAAAAUGGAGAGAACCUGGAGUCUGCAGAGGAGCGCGUACAGGUUGCCAAUGGAGCGUUGUCAAUCAGUCGUCUGACCCUGUCCGACACAGGAAUGUACCAGUGCGUGGCUGGCAACAAGCAUGGCGAGGUCUACUCCAACGCAGAGCUCCGAGUUAUAGCUGUUGCCCCAGAUUUCUCUCACAACCAAGUGAGGAGCCAGACUCUGGUGAAGGUGGGAGGAGAUGCGCUCAUCGAGUGCAAGCCCAAGAUGUCUCCUUGGGGUGUGGUCUCUUGGAGGAAGGGCAGCGAACCGCUUCGAGAGAGUAACAGGGUCUCCAUUCUGGACAACGGUAACCUUCGGAUAUGGAACGCAACCAAACCGGACGCAGGUCUCUACACGUGUGUGGCAAGAAACCAGUUUGGCGUGGCAAGUAGCACAGGAAGCAUCACAGUUAAAGAGCCGACCAUCAUAACCACCCUGCCGUCCACCCUGGACGUCACCGUGGGGGAGAGUGUGGUCCUGCCCUGUCAAGUGAGCCACGACCCGUCUCUGGAGCUCAAAUUCACCUGGUUCUUCAACGAGCAGGUCAUCCACUUCGGGAGCCACGGUGGAUUUUUUGAAAAAGUGGGAGGCCAGCAUUCAGCAGGAGACAUUAUGAUUCGAAACAUCCAGCUGAGGCAUGCGGGGAAGUACACGUGUGCCGUGCAAACGAAGGUGGACAGCAUUUCCAUUGCUGUUGACUUGGUUGUCAGAGGUCCCCCGGGGCCCCCCACCAGCAUCCAUGUAGAAGAAAUCACUGAUACCACAGCCUCUCUGUCCUGGAGGCCUGGUCCUGAUAAUCACAGUCCAAUUACGGCAUACACCAUCCAGGCCAGGACACCAUUUUCCCUCGGGUGGCAGGCUGUCACCACAGUUCCUGAGGUGGUGGGGGGCCACCGGCUGACAGCUACAGUAAUAGACCUGAGCCCUUGGGUGGAGUAUGAGUUUCGAGUCCUGGCAAGCAACACCAUUGGGACCGGCGAGCCCAGCAAGCCAUCUAAACAAGCAAGGACAAAGGGGACCUCUCCGAAGGUCACACCAGCUAAUGUGAGUGGAGGCGGUGGCAGUCGCUCGGAAUUAGUCAUCACAUGGGAGCCUGUUCCAGAGGAGUUGCAGAAUGGACCAGGAUUUGGCUACGUUGUGGCAUUUCGACCCCACGGUGCCACAGGAUGGAUGCAGGCCGCCGUGCCAUCCGCUGAAACAUCCAAAUACGUCUUUAAAGACGAAAGCAUCCAGCCCUUCUCGCCUUUCCAUGUGAAGGUCGGGGUCUACAACAAUGAGGGGGAAGGGCCGUUUGGGUCUGUCACCACUAUCUACUCUGCUGAGGAAGAGCCUGGCCGAGCGCCCACCAGGGUCCGUGCCAAGAGCCUCUCUGCGUCUGAGAUUGAAGUUUCAUGGAAAGCUCUGCCCUGGAAUGCCAGCAAGAAAAGAGUGCUGGGCUAUGAGCUGAGGUACUGGAGUAGAAGUGAAAAGGAAGACACAGCCAGUGUGCAAAGGACUGUAGGAAAUCAAACGUCUACUAUUAUCCGCGGUGUGAAAGGCAGUACCACAUAUUACAUCUCAGUGAGGGCGUAUAACACUGCUGGAACGGGGCCUCCCAGCGCCGCUGUCAACGUCACCACCAAAAAGCCACCACCCAGUCAGCCACCGGUGAAAGUGAUGUGGAACACAUCAAACUCCAAGAUUAUAUUGAACUGGGAGCAGGUCAAAGCCCUGGAGAAUGAGUCAGAGGUCACUGGUUACAAAGUGCUGUACAAGAAGAAUCGACAUAGCCGCCCCAACGUCAUGGAAACCAACACCACCUCUGUGGAGCUCGCCCUGCCCACUGAUGAGGAUUAUAUCAUCCAGAUAAAGCCAUUUGGAGAGGGAGGGGAAGGCAGCAGUAGCAGGCAGAUCACCAUCCCAAGGAUACCAGGCCCCAACGCAGUCGGCUCAGCAUCCAAGGUCUCCACUCUAUCAGCCCUCAGCACAAUAGCUCUGUCUUUCACAGCGCGGACAUCUUUAUGACAAACAGCUCCCAGCAGAUCUCCCAUCUGAUGUGCAGACAGCUCUACGGUGGAACGCAAACACAGCCCACUCUGGUGUAACUAGAUCCAUUCAUUUAGAUAUUAGAGGCAGAAGGAAGAUGCUGACGAAAAAAAAAAAAAAAAAUACGCCAUUGAGAUGACAGGGAAGGAGUCCCCUUCAGCACCCAGGCAAAGUAAAGGAGAUUGACCGAUGUCGUGACUAUGUUGUUACCAAAGCAGCUUUCAUAAGAAAAAAAGAGAAAAAUGUCUUAUAUGCAUCUUUUUGUAUGACAUGUUGAGCUUUUAUAGAUUUUUUUUUUCUUAAUCAAUCUGAAGUCGGUCUGGGCUUACUGGGGCGAGAGCAAUUAAGUGCAUGGCAAACAACAUCAUCGAAUUUUCCAGUCUGGAGGUUAAGAAUGUGAUUUGACAGCACACCUUUUGUCUUCUAAAGUAAGAUAAUACGUGUAACUUUGGUUCUAACAAACCAGAGUCAGUUGUUUCUUUUUCUUCAAGUGAAUGAACUAUUAACUGUUAUCUGUCACAUUUCUGCAUUUCUGUUUCUGCAAUCUCUCACUCAAAGGACUGCACGGACAUGUUGGGUGUUUGUCAUUCUUGGUCACCUUACCAAGUACUGUAUGUGAAGAGGGGAUUAGCAUUUAAAAUCAUCUGUCUCCAGCCAGUAUGCUAACAUUACAAUUAGCAAACUGGACAAAAUUAGCCAGUUAAAGUCAAUUCACAAAGGAUUUCACUAGUGAGGUGGACUUGUUUUGAUAUGUCAUGAAGUUUGCAUAAAAUGCACAAUUAAAAACAAUAUUAACUUUUAGUUAAUGCUAUCGGGCACGAAUUAUGUAAAGGAUUGGUUAGGACUUUUUGUCAAGUCUGUCUUAAUGCAAUGCUCACAUACCAUAUGUACGCUGGUUAUGAGCUGUGGCAAUCAUUCCUGCUGUCCAUACUCGCCCUUCGCAGUAUGAUCACAUUGCUAAGAUGGGGGACAAAAUCCACAGUCCUUGUUCUGUGCAAAAAGGCCUUCUAAAAUUUGUUGUACAUAUGGCAUGAAAACAAAGAGAGAAAUCCCACACCUUUAUACUUUGCUGGAUGCUAACACGAUAGUAGGCCAUGUUUUUGGUGCCAGUCCUCUCGCAGGAAGGUGACCAAGAACUCGCAAAAAGUCGAUGGAGUCCAUGAAGCCAUUCACGUGAUAGUUACCGAGCUUGUAACCAGAAAUGCUGUUCUGCAGAGCAUCUCCCCUGGGUUCCUUGACCAUGGCCAUUGAACUGCACUGGUGACCGGACCACCCUUGUGGCUGUCUCAUGCUCCUCAUUCUUUCAGUUAGCCCUGUGUCUAGAGCUAUUCUUUGCCUUCUGUGUGCCUCAUCAUAUGUUCAAAAUCCUCAGGUCCUUAAAGAGCCUUAACUUAUCAUAUGUAUAUCAAAAACAUUAGAAACAUAGAACUAUGAAGCAGCCGCGGUGAUGUUUACAUGCUGCUGUGUUGAUAGAUAUUGUUUGUGGUCAGGAUUUGGGGGAGGGGCGAGGGGCGGGCCAGCAUCCUUUCUGAAAUUUUGAGGCUAGUAAGGUUAGUUUGAAUGGCAUUCUGCUGUUUCGCAUGGGAUAUUGGCAAUAUACGAGGGCCUGGUGCAUUUUUAUAGGUGUGUAUUCUUAAUAAAAGACGAUGCUGCUGACCUUUUCUUUUCCCAUAGUCUCCUGAUGCCAUGUGGGAGUGCUGUGCUACAGAGGUACAGUGCAGUCUGUAUGUAGCUUGUAAUCCAGUUAAGUAGUUUGUACUUUGAAGGGAAGUGUACUGUAGGCUACUGGGUCUUGCUCAGAAUCAUGCAUCAAGAAAUGUGUAAUAUACUGUUUUGUACACUUCGAAUCAUUUAUAUAAAAGAACCUUUCUAAAGAGAUGAUUUACUUGAUGUUUUUAUGUAAUGACUCUGUUUCAUACUGUAGCUCACUGUUGCUCAGCAUGACUGUACUUUGUCCUCUCUCUUCUGUCCAUCUGCAAACCGACUGAAUGGCUUUAGGAACAUGCAAGAUUCAUGCAUCUGAUAGGUUUGUGUAUACUGUGUGUGUACCAUGAACUCUGAACCAUGGUCAGCCCCAUGUCUAUGCUUCUGUCUCAGUCAGCCCCUCUGAGAUGUACUGGGUCUUCUGUCCAUAUAUGCUCUACAUGAGGGUUUCCUCUGUUGCUGUUUGUUGUUUAUACUGUGUUAAUAAAGUUUAUUGAUUUAUAGAACAA
Dicentrarchus labrax (European seabass) is the source of this 5856-nucleotide messenger RNA. It is a transcript of the gene cntn4, whose product is annotated as contactin 4. Gene Ontology annotation, molecular function: cell-cell adhesion mediator activity. Gene Ontology annotation, biological process: brain development; cell-cell adhesion. The transcript has 23 exons. Bases 533 to 3622 code for a protein of 1029 amino acids. NCBI's taxonomy places the organism in Eukaryota, Metazoa, Chordata, Actinopteri, Moronidae. The record is from RefSeq and is a predicted model, not a curated record.